Marchantia polymorpha subsp. ruderalis is the source of this 1234-nucleotide messenger RNA. The record is from the annotation of a GenBank genome assembly. Lineage: Eukaryota; Viridiplantae; Streptophyta; Marchantiopsida; Marchantiales; Marchantiaceae.
CAAGUCCCCAACUUGUAGACAUAUUAACAUCCUCACCUUCAGGGCAAAAUCGUGCUAUAGACUCAGCAGCUCGUGCUUCGUGAACUCAAUUGACGAUUGAACUCAAUUCAACUGCUGGCCCGAUGGCCACCACCACCACCACGCUCACGAAGCUCGCGCUGUCUCUGACUCUGGUGCACGCAGUGUGUGCGAGCAGGCAGAUUCUGCAAGCGUGCGCAGGCGUGUCGCAGUAUAUUAUAGCGCCUUCGUACAAGUGGCCGGACUGCUCGAUCACGACCCCGAGCUGCCCAUGGUACUCGUUCUCGAACGGCGCGGACAUCGUCAUCAUAAAUCCGAACAGCGGGCCCGGGACGAGUGCGAGCCCGGAGUUCGAGACUUUGGUCAGCGAUAUCAGAGCUUCGAAUGACACGUACAUCACCACCAUUCUGGGCUACGUGCCCACGAAUUAUGGAGCCAAGAGCGAGGCCGCCGUCAAUGCCGAGACCGACCUGUACAACUCUUUUUACAACGUGGACGGCAUUUUCUUCGACGAGGCGUCCAUAAACUGCAGCUUAACGUCGUACUACAGCAACAUAGUGAAACAUGUGCAGGACACGACCAUGUCGCCCACUGGCCAGGAUUACACCAUUCUCAACUGGGGCACCAAUGGGCCCGAAUGCUUCCUCCAGACCACGUCGGGCAAUGUCCCCGCCGACAACUUCGUCACCUUCGAGAAUUCUCACGCGAGCUAUGCGUCGUACGCUCCCCUCGCGUACAUGGCCAACUAUGACCCUGCACGCUUCUACCACAUCGUGUACAACGUGACUGAAGCCAACCUCAUCUCCACCAUGACCAAAUCGAAGCAGUCUCGCGCCGGCAGGGUCUAUGUCACGAAUGAUGAUCUGCCGAAUCCCUACAACACUGCCCCGACGCCCUUCACCUCGUACUGGCAAGCCGAGGUCGAGAAGGCGGCCGCCUCGUGCUGAUCUCGAGCGCCUUCUGUCGUUGCUUGUAGCCGAAUCUCAUCAGCUGCAUGCACUUUAGGUCGUAGCAAUUUUCGGUGUCUUCCACUUCGAUCGGCUAGUAAUAGAUACACAAAAUUAUUGCGAUACGGCCCGAUUAGAUUUAGAUUACCUAAAUUAGUUUCAUUUAGUCGUACCAGGAUACCUUCGUUAAGGAUGUGAGUAAAUGUGAAUUUUAUUUAUUUAACAUCUCUAGUGUAAAUUAUUGCUCGAAUUGUUCAAUGAACAUCGUC